This is a messenger RNA of Kwoniella botswanensis, 987 nucleotides long. Its product is annotated as ATPase GET3. The transcript has 8 exons. The record is from RefSeq and is a predicted model, not a curated record. Gene Ontology annotation, cellular component: GET complex. Bases 1 to 987 code for a protein of 328 amino acids. Lineage: Eukaryota; Fungi; Basidiomycota; Tremellomycetes; Tremellales; Cryptococcaceae. Gene Ontology annotation, molecular function: ATP hydrolysis activity; ATP binding. Gene Ontology annotation, biological process: post-translational protein targeting to endoplasmic reticulum membrane.
AUGGCAGCAGUAGUAGAAGGCGAUCUCCUGCCCCCAACACUCCAGAACAUUUUAGAUCAGAAGAGCUUGAAAUGGAUCUUCUGUGGUGGUAAAGGCGGUGUUGGUAAAACAACCACCUCAUGUUCACUUGCUGUACAGCUAGCAGCCUGUCGAGACUCUGUGCUUCUCAUCUCCACCGAUCCAGCUCACAACUUGUCCGACGCUUUCUCCCAAAAAUUCAGCAAAGACGCAACCAAGGUGAAUGGGUUUGAUAACCUGUUCGCGAUGGAGAUCGAUCCUAAUGGGAGCUUGCAAGAGAUGAUAGAGAAUUCCGACCAAAGCGGUGGAAUGGGUGGAAUGAUGCAGGAUCUUGCUUUUGCUAUCCCAGGUGUAGAUGAAGCUAUGGGUUUCGCUGAGAUCAUGAAACACGUCAAAUCGAUGGAAUUCUCAGUAAUAGUCUUUGACACCGCUCCAACAGGUCACACACUCAGGUUCCUUUCUUUCCCCUCCGUCCUCGAGAAAGCCUUGGGUAAAUUGAGUUCACUCAGUGGUCGGUUUGGCCCGAUGCUCAACCAGAUGCAAUCCAUGUUCGGAGGUGGAGGACCACAAGAAGAUAUGUUUGCUAAGUUGGAGGGUAUGAGGGAGGUCAUCUCUGAGGUAAACUCUCAAUUCAAGGACCCAGAUAAGACCACUUUCGUCUGUGUCUGUAUCUCCGAAUUCCUCUCGCUAUACGAGACCGAGCGACUCAUCCAGGAACUUACCUCGUACGAGAUCGACAGUCACAAUAUUGUUGUCAAUCAAUUGCUCUUCCCUAAACCUACCGACAACUGCCAGCAAUGUACGGUCCGUCAUAAGAUGCAGCAGAAGUAUCUCAACGAAGCUUACGAGCUAUACGGAGAGGAUUUCAACAUUGUGAAAUUACCGCUGUUGACUGAGGAAGUCAGAGGAACAGACAAGAUCAAGGAGUUCAGUAAGAUGCUUAUUACUCCUUACGUACCUCCACAAUAG